Ostreobium quekettii is the source of this 741-nucleotide messenger RNA. Lineage: Eukaryota; Viridiplantae; Chlorophyta; Ulvophyceae; Bryopsidales; Ostreobiaceae. The record is from the annotation of a GenBank genome assembly.
AUGGGAUGCGUUCGCCUUCCGGCGUUGCGCCGCGGUGCGCGGCGGCUGAGGAUUGCGUCCCAGGCGGUUGGCAGCGAAGUGGAUGAGAUGACCAAGGCAGAGAAGCGUUGGGAAAGCCAGGUGAAGCAAGGCAAGGUUCGCAACGUCACUUGCAAAGGGGCGGGAAAACUGUUGGCAGAGGACGAGGAUUGGGUUCUCUUGGACGUUCGGCCGCCCAAGGAAGUCAAGGCGGCCAAAGUGAAAGACAGUGUGACCGUGCCCCUGUUUGUGCCUGACAAGGACAUGUCGCUGCCAAGCCUCAUGAAGCAGAUGUCUGCUUUUGGCAUGGGGGGAUGGUGGCUGGGUACUACGCACAUGGUGCCCAACGAGAGGUUCAUAUCGGAAGUGCGCGCAAAAAUACCAAAAAAUAGCAAGGUUAUUGUUGCGUGCCAGAAAGGGCUGAGGUCACUUGCUGCUUGUGAACAGAUGGCUUUAAAUGGUUACACCACACUUGCCUGGAUAAAUGGUGGCUUUGACACUGCCAAGCAAGGGGAUUUGGCCUUGGAAGGUGCCAAGGACAUCCGGUAUGCUGGCAUUGGUGGUGUUUCUGCUCUGCUGGGCUGGACAGAAGUGCAGCAGCAGGACAAGGAAGAGGCUGGAGAUCGCUUGGGAAACAUAAUUAGAAUAGCGGCCAUCAUUUUGGUUCUGGACUUGCUUGUCCUUGGGUAUGAGCAGUUCUCCUACAUGACAGGAGGAAAUUGA